Messenger RNA from Staurois parvus, 349 nucleotides. The record is from the annotation of a GenBank genome assembly. NCBI's taxonomy places the organism in Eukaryota, Metazoa, Chordata, Amphibia, Anura, Ranidae.
GUGAGAGCGGAUAUGGUGAAUGCGGGGUCCGGGGAGAGCGGAUAUGGUGAAUGCGGGGUCCGGGGAGAGGGAUAUGGUGAAUGCGGGGUCCGGGGAGAGCGGAUAUGGUGAAUGCGGGGGGAGCGGAUAUGGUGAAUGCGGGGUCCGGGAGAGAGCGGAUAUGGUGAAUGCGGGGUCCGGGGAGAGCGGAUAUAGUGAAUGCGGGGUCCGGGGAGAGCGGAUAUAGUGAAUGCGGGGUCCGGGGAGAGCGGAUAUAGUGAAUGCGGGGUCCGGGGAGAGCGGAUAUAGUGAAUGCGGGGUCCGGGGAGAGCGGGAGAGAGCGGAUAUGGUGAAAGCAAGCGAUUAUAGU